Messenger RNA from Glycine soja, 1593 nucleotides. RefSeq names its product syntaxin-32-like. The record is from RefSeq and is a predicted model, not a curated record. Gene Ontology annotation, biological process: endoplasmic reticulum to Golgi vesicle-mediated transport; intracellular protein transport; vesicle fusion. Gene Ontology annotation, cellular component: endomembrane system; SNARE complex; Golgi membrane. Bases 332 to 1342 code for a protein of 336 amino acids. NCBI's taxonomy places the organism in Eukaryota, Viridiplantae, Streptophyta, Magnoliopsida, Fabales, Fabaceae. Gene Ontology annotation, molecular function: SNARE binding; SNAP receptor activity. The transcript is spliced from 5 exons.
UUCACUUAUAGUUCAAAGAAACAAAAUGACGAAGCAGUUAACAUGAGUUCCUAUCCAGCGAUGUCGGGGUAAAAUGUACAAAAUCGAAAGAGGAACAAGGUGCUUCGCUGCUAUUGCUUUCUGCAAUGCACCUUUUUUCAUUUCCAUAACUCUUUACAGUUACACCACGCCUCCUCCUCCUCCUUUAGCCAUUCCCCUAUCCACAACAGCUAUUCCAAUUAGAUCUAGGGUUUCCUCUUCCUCACUAUUCACCAUCCCUCGCCGGAGAACAACACCGAUUUUCCGGCGCCGGCUUCACGGAUCUCGCAUCAGCGUCUGAUACAUUGGCAAAAUGCACACCAAAUCGGCGCAGUCAUCGUUUCGGGAUCGGACGCACGAAUUCCAGAGCAUUGCGGAGAGGUUGAAGAAAACAGGGCCAGCGCCGAAUGGACAAAGCAGCAGUUCAUCCAGAUCGGAGGAACAGCGAUCCGCGAUUGCAAAUCAAUCGGAGUUCAAUAGAAGAGCUUCCAAGAUCGGCUUCGGGAUUCACCAAACCUCUCAGAAACUCGCCAAGCUCGCCAAGUUGGCUAAGAGGACUUCGGUUUUCGAUGACCCUACCAUGGAAAUUCAAGAGCUUACGGGGGUUAUUAAGCAAGACAUCACUGCUCUAAACUCUGCGGUUGUGGAUCUUCAGUUACUCAGCAACUCUCGGAACGAGAGUGGGAACGCUUCUACCGACACGACUAGCCAUUCGACCACGGUGGUUGAUGACCUGAAGACACGGUUGAUGAGCGCCACCAAAGAGUUUAAAGAUGUUCUCACCAUGCGAACUGAGAACUUGAAAGUGCAUGAGAAUAGGAGGCAGCUGUUUUCGGCCACUGCUUCUAAGGACUCUGCGAAUCCUUUUGUCCGGCAACGGCCGUUGGCUACGAGGUCGGCUGCUAGUACUUCUAAUGCCCCCGCUGCACCUUGGGCUACUGGGUCAUCUUCAUCUCAGUUGUUUCCUAAGAAGCAGGUGGAUGGGGAGAGUCAACCAUUGCUGCAACAGCAGCAGCAGCAGCAAGAGGUAGUUCCAUUGCAAGACAGUUACAUGCAAAACAGAGCUGAAGCUCUUCAGAAUGUUGAGUCCACUAUUCAUGAGCUCAGCAACAUCUUUAAUCAACUAGCAACUCUUGUUUCUCAACAAGGAGAGAUUGCCAUCAGGAUUGAUGAAAACAUGGAUGAUACAUUGGCAAAUGUAGAGGGGGCGCAAGGGGCUUUGUUGAAGUAUCUGAACAACAUAUCUUCUAAUAGGUGGCUGAUGAUCAAGAUUUUCUUUAUAUUAAUAUUUUUUCUUAUGGUUUUCUUAUUUUUUGUGGCAUAGUCAUUCUAAUGACAGAAAAAUGAAAACGAGGACACACAUGACGCCCUUAUUGCUGGUGAUAAGCGUUUUGUAUUUCAUUAAUAAUAUUUCUUUCUUCAAAUCUAUAUUCAUUUCGACAGAGUUUAGCUUAGGACCAAGUUUGUCAAAUUUUAUACUUGUACGUAUCGAUACAUAUAACGAGGUUAAGAACUAUAUGAAUUGCAUGUUGUCCAUUUAUCUUUCUGUGAAUGAUGAUUUUUAUCCAGUGUUAA